AGCUUUGUGGUGGACAGGGCCCCUUUACACCUCUCCCUGCUGCAACUGAGACCAGAGUGUGGAGGCUGGCGGCAGGUUGGACUUCACCAUGGCGGGGUUUCAGACUGACGACUACUCCUCCGUCUCCAUGACCUAUGAGCCUGAGUCUUUCACCACUUACACUGCCUCUGAUCUUAGUGCAGCCUUAGAGGGGACGGUGGCCUCCAAGUUUCGUGGGAACUUAACCAACGACCUCCUGGCUAACGUCACUACUGUCCUCGGCACCCUGACCUCCUUGUUCUCCACGUUAUCACCCAUGGAUGCCACCACAGAUGAGGCCACUGCUGAUGUGGAGGUUAAGAGCCAAGAUGUAGAGCCUCUAGUGCACGCUGAGUACCCUUACUAUGUGCUGGGUUUCACUGCUGCCAGCGCGUUCAUCAUCGCCAUCCUGGGUUCUUUUGGUAAUUUGCUCACCAUCAUCGCCCUGCCCAUGUGCAAAAAACUGAGGACAACAGCCACAGCCUUCAUAGUGAACCUGGCUGUGGUGGAGUUGCUCUUCUGUUUGUUGAUCUUGCCUAUGGCAGGUGCUCAGUACCUGUACCUGCAGCAGUAUGACGAUGCCCUCCUCACUGACCGAGACUGCGCAUUCUUCACCCCCGUCAAGUACGCCCUCACUCAGGUGGAGCUCCAGACCAUCUUGGCCAUUGCACUUACCAGAGCCUUGGCGGUGAGUGUCCCCAGACUGUACACUUCCAUCAACCGGCCUAUCGUGAUGGGCUGCUACAUUGCAGGCAUCUGGAUCUACUCCUUCGCUCUCAAGAUACCAGCUAUUGCCGGGAUCCUGGGAAAGUAUAUCUUCAACACAUACACAAUGGAGUGUGAUAUGACAAGUGAUAACGCCAUGGCCAGGCUUAUCUACAUAUUAGUUGAAGCCGUUAUUCCUGUCCUGUUAAUCUUCUUAAUGUACGUCUUCGUCUUUGUCAUGGUGGUCAGAAGAGCAUUUAUAAGACAACGAAAGUUCAGCAAAAAUUUUCCACCCCCUCCACAACUUGCACAGGUUAAACUGAGCUCUGCACGUGUGGCUCGAGCUACCACUCGAGGAAAAAGUAAGGUUGCUCCCCCAACCACCUCCACUGGAUCCACUUCCUCAACCUCUGCCAGCCAGAGGAAGGGCUCAAACUCUAGUUUUAAAAGUCUCAAGAAGAUGGUAUCUGAUUCUAACCUGCGGUCCAGAUUCCUUCGUGCAGCGAGAUUACUGAAUGGAAAACGCACUCACCAGUCAUCAACUGUAAGCCAGCGACUCACCACCAACCGCAGGGAUAUGCGUGUUGCUCGUACCAUCUUCAUCAUCUUCCUGCUUCUCCUUGUAUGCAGUGUGCCAGUUAUGACGAUACAUGCAGUAGACAGGAAAGCAGAAGACCCUGUUCGAUUCUUGCUUUUGCACAUACUAUACUGGGUCCAGUAUUGUGUUAACACAGCGGUAUAUGUGCUUAUGAAUCGCCAAUACAGAGAUGCAUAUGUUGAUUGCCUUGCACGAGUCUUUCCAAAUAUGAAGGCACAUCACGGUCGAAGGUUCUUCUGGGAAAAGGCAAGUAUUUCAUCGAAGCCACAACCAAAUUACACCUCUACACGACCUGCAAACCCAGCCGACUCCUCUGCCUCAGAGACUGACCCUGAUCCUGCUGGUCCCCAGGGUAAUACCACACAGGCCCGCCUGACAGCAAUACCUGAAGGACACAGCAGUUCAGCAGCAAAUGACAGUGUAUUUUCAGAUAUCCAGAAAAAAACACAGGAUGAUCCUCCUGAAGAACACAGGGAUGCUGAAAUCAGUGAAGGAGUUAGUGAAAGUGAAGGGAGUGACAGUGAUGAUGAGCAACAGGCACUGAUGGAUAAAGAGCACUGGGUGUCCAAGAAUGGUUCAACAGGGGGAAAUCUCCCUGAUGAUGAAUCUAAGGUUUAAACUUUCCAGAUGUGUUUCUGCUUUGCUCCCAUUCAUUAUGGUAUUGAAAUAUUUUGUUUAUCCAAAGAUUGUUCCUUGAAAUCUAAAGACAACAAAUGGAAUACCUAAGAGUUUGAUAGUCUAUUGAUAUUAUAUUACAUUUUAUUGAUACUAUCUAUAUAAAUUUACAGUUGGUUAUGCGAGUCUGUUGCCUUGUUUGACAUUGCACGGAGACUGAUGUGACACUUGAUCUUGGAUUAAGUACAAUGAACUCAUACUCCUUGCUUGAUGCUGUAACAUUCUUGAUACAGUAUUUUAUAAUACUUUUAUGCCAGAAUUUGUUUUUAUUUAUUUAUUUUUUACUAUACCGGUGAUAGGUUGAACUUAGUACAGUACAGUAUUGUAAUUGAUGUUGUUGAGAAUAUAUGUAGUAUGAUAAAUGCUCUAGGCUAUUCAUUGGGAAGGUGGACACUUUUCCCAAAAUAUAGCAGACUUGUCUUUAUGAAAUGACUGUUGGCCAAGAUGACUGAUUCAGGUGUUGCAGUUGGUUCAGGAGUUGAGUCUGGCCUACCUCAGACAUAGUACUGGUUCAGUAAUAAGACUGGUUGAGCAUUGGUACAGUGCUGGUUUAGCUUGUUCUUGAAACAAAAUCAUUAUUUAUCUGAUGAUAGAGAGGAAUUAUUAAUCUGAUUGUAGCUUCUCAAAUCAUACACUAAUUGUUCUCAUUUAUUACUCCAAAGUUGUUCUGGUUUAUUACAGGCCCCUUGUAUUAUUAUUGAUAAAAUCUGUAAACCUUGGAUCUCUUGAUUCCCAGCAUUCUUAUGAUGUUUCUUGCUUUCUACAGUGGAACUAUUUGCUCCUUAGAAUCUAAUGAAAAUUGGGUAGGUUAUGUUACACAGGGUAUAGCUAAUCUUUUUUGUGUUGCAUAAACCACCCUUUAUGUUUUUAGUGCUUAUAUUUUUCUGGCAACACUUUUGAAUGAUAAAAAAUAUUAAGAAUUAUAUCAUUUGAGAUAUUUAAAGUUGGGAUUAUGUCGGGCCUGAAACAAACUCUGCUUGAUGUAUGACUGACAAAUUCAUCUUCUACGGUGCUGUUGAUUUGUACUCUAAAACUUAAAAUUAAAAAUAAUGAUAAUUUUGAUUUGCUUCUUGCAAAACUGGGAACUGUUUGCAAAAUACUGUCAUUCUUAUGUGAACAUUUUUGGGGGAAUAUAAAUGGUCGAUAUUUUAGAAAAAUCUGCAAAAUCCAAUGGAAAGCUUUGAACUUUUAUUGUGCAAAAAUAAGUAACUUAAUGGUAUUUCUAAUUACAGGGGGGCCCAAAUUUGCGUGGGUUAGGUUCUCAAAAUGGUCACGAAUCACUAAAUCUGAGAAUAACAUUUGGGGGAGGGGGGGGGGGGCGGUACAUUUUUACUUGUUUACAAAGAAAUGUGUAUUCCCUUUGUGUUUACCCUUAGGACAAUUAUUUCUUUUACCUGUAGUAUUGUAUAUGUGUGUGUGUGUAAACACACACACAGCGCUGACGCGGCCAUGGCCUCUUGACCAUGGAGAUAGCUGCCAGCCUGGUUUGUCGGGCCUUCCCUUUCCCCAUCUGGAUUUAUCAACAUCCUCCCACCAACAGUACAGUGCAAAGAUUGAAGAUCAACCCACAACUGAUAUACAAAAGUGACAAUUUCAACUCGAAAGCAAGAAACGACUGUUAGAGCGACAAUCAGCACUUAGCGGCCAAUGUUGACCUGACUCACCCAGCCCGCGGUACACUCACCACCCCCAACACUGGAUGAGAAGCCAAGAAACACUCCACACUACACCAGGAGAGAAAUGAGGACUCCCUACUCCACCCAUGUGAGGAACUAUGAAUUCUUAACUACAUCAUAUGAGGA
Molecule: messenger RNA, 3798 nt
Organism: Homarus americanus (American lobster)
Lineage: Eukaryota; Metazoa; Arthropoda; Malacostraca; Decapoda; Nephropidae
Product: G-protein coupled receptor moody-like
Exons: 9
Coding region: 89-1939 (616 amino acids)
Biological process (GO): G protein-coupled receptor signaling pathway
Cellular component (GO): membrane
Molecular function (GO): G protein-coupled receptor activity
Source: RefSeq, a predicted model, not a curated record